Molecule: messenger RNA, 10877 nt
Organism: Mobula hypostoma (lesser devil ray)
Lineage: Eukaryota; Metazoa; Chordata; Chondrichthyes; Myliobatiformes; Myliobatidae
Product: gastrula zinc finger protein XlCGF26.1-like
Exons: 2
Coding region: 930-2807 (625 amino acids)
Biological process (GO): regulation of transcription by RNA polymerase II
Cellular component (GO): PcG protein complex; chromatin; transcription regulator complex
Molecular function (GO): RNA polymerase II cis-regulatory region sequence-specific DNA binding; DNA-binding transcription factor activity, RNA polymerase II-specific
Source: RefSeq, a predicted model, not a curated record
GUUGGUUAAUUUUUGCAAACUACUGGUGGAAAUGAACAGAUCAGGCAGUAAAUGUGGAGAGGAAUAAAUGGACAACGUUUAGGCCGACCCCUUCAGCAUGCAUAGACUGUGUACUCCUCUGCUCAGUUGCUGCCUGAACUACAGAGUUCCUUCAGUAUUUUGUGUGUAUGUGUCUACAUUUCCAGCAACCGCAGAAUCCCUUGUGUUUUAUAUCUGCAUUUGUAAAAAGGUUCUACUUUGGCAUUAGACACGCGGAAAGUUUGCUGAUAUUAAGUGCAUUGUUUAUGGGAGCUGCUUUCUGCAUUAAAAGAGCUGCUGAGUUUUCUACACAAAAAAAAACAGGUAUGGACAUACAACCAGUGGUUGCAGGCACCUUUAAUGGCACCGUAAUUACCCAGAAAGCUCUGCGUAACAAUUAUCGUCAUCGCUGAAGCACCGAUCAAAUGCGCAGGCGUCAGGGUUGCGGAUGCGCUCGGAUAUCGCGCAUGCGCACAGUACUCAAAAGGCCUCGAGAAAUCGGCUCCAGGUUAAAAACGAGAAGGAAUUUGUCUCCAGGAAUCUCAAACACGGCACGCCAGUUUUGCUGUCUCUGUCUAGAUAUUUAAAUGGAGCAAGGGAUUUAAUCGACCAUCCUUCCUGCUCAGACUGUGGAGAGGGAUUCACUUGGUUAUUUGACCAACUGGCUGCCCGUCAUUUUACAGAGGGGAAAGGCCGUUCACCUGCUCAGACACUGGGAAUGGAUUCACUCGGUAGUCUCAACUAAAGGUUCAUCAGGAAGUUCACACUAGGCAAGGCCAUUCAUCUGUUCUGUGUGUGAUAAAGGAUUCAGUCGGUCAUCCCACCUGUGAACACACCAGUCAGUUCACACCGGACAGAGGCUGGUCAUCUGCUUAAUUUCUGGGAAAGGAUUCACUCAGUCAUCUGACCUAAUGGCUCACCAGCGAGUUCACACCAGGGAGCGGCCGUUCAACUGCUCGGACUGUGGGAAGGGAUUCACUCGGUCAUCUGACCUACAGAGUCAUCAGCGAGUUCACACUGGGGAGAAGCCGUUCACCUGCUCAGUCUGUGGGAAGGGAUUCACUCAGUCAUCUAACCUACAGAGUCAUCAGCGAGUUCACACUGGGGAGAAGCCGUUUACCUGCUCAGAAUGUGGGAAGGGAUUCACUCACUCAUCCAACCUACAGAGUCAUCAGCGAAUUCACACUGGGGAGAAGCCGUUCACCUGCUCAUUCUGUGGAAAGGGAUUCACUCAGUUAUCCAGCCUACAGAGUCAUCAGCGAGUUCACACUGGAGAGAAGCCAUUCACCUGCUCAGACUGUGGGAAGGGAUUCACAGUGUCAUCCGACCUACUGACCCACCAGCAAGUUCACACUGGGGAGAAGCCGUUCACCUGUUCAGAAUGUGGGAAGGGAUUCACUCGGUCAUCCGACCUACGGACUCAUCAGCGAGUUCACACUGGGGAGAAGCCGUUCACUUGCUCAGUCUGUGGGAAGGGAUUCACUCAGUCAUCCACCCUACAGAGUCAUCAGCGAGUUCACACUGGGGAGAAGCCAUUCACCUGCUCAGUCUGUGGGAAGGGAUUCACUCAGUUAUCCAACCUACAGAGUCAUCAGCGAGUUCACACUGGGGAGAAGCCGUUCACCUGCUCAGAAUGUGGGAAGGGAUUCACUCGAUCACACACCCUACAGAGGCACCAGCGAGUUCACACUGGGGAGAGGCCAUUCACCUGCUUAGACUGUGGGAAGGGAUUCGCUUGCUCAUCUAAGCUUAAGGUGCAUCAGCGAGAUCACACUGGAGAGAAACCAUUCACCUGCUCAGACUGUGGGAAGGGAUUCAGUGAGUCAUCUCAACUACUGACCCACCAGCGAGUUCACACUGGGGAGAAGCUGUUCACUUGCUCAGAAUGUGGGAAGGGAUUCACUCAGUCAUCUGCCCUACGGAGUCAUCAGCGAGUUCACACUGGAGAGAAGCCAUUUACCUGCUCAGUCUGUGGAAAGAGAUUCACUCAAUCAUCCGCCCUACAGAGUCAUCAGCGAGUUCACACUGGAGAGAAGCCGUACACCUGCUCAGAAUGUGGGAAAGGAUUCACUCAGUCAUCCCAACUACUGGCACACCAGUCAGUUCACAGUGGGGAGUGGCCGUUCACCUGCUCAGAAUGUGGGAAAGGAUUCACUAAGUCAUCCCAACUACUGGCACACCAGUCAGUUCACAGUGGGGAGUGGCCGUUCACGUGCUCAGAAUGUGGGAAAGGAUUCACUCAGUCAUCCCAACUACUGGCACACCAGUCAGUUCACACUGGGGAGAGGCCGUUUACCUGCUCAGUCUGUGACAAAAGAUUCUCUCAGUUAUCCCACCUGCAGAAUCAUCAGCGAAUUCACACUGGGGAGAAGCCAUUCACCUGCUCAGAAUGUGGGAAGAGAUUCACUCAGUCAUCCAACCUACAAAGUCAUCAGCGAGUUCACACUGGGGAGAAGCCGUUCACUUGCUCAGAAUGUGGGAAACGAUUCACUCAGUCAUCCCACCUACUGGCACACCAGUCAGUUCACACAGGGAAGAGGCCGUUCACCUGCACAGUCUGUGAGAAGAGAUUCACUCAGUUAUCCCACCUGCAGAGUCAUCAGCGAGUUCACACUGGGGAGAAGCCGUUCACCUGUUCAGAAUGUGGGAAGGGAUUCACUCGAUCAGACACCCUACAGAGUCAUCAGCGAGUUCACACUGGGGAGAAGCCGUUCACCUGCUCAGAAUGUGGGAAAGGAUUCACUCAGUCAUCCCAACUACUGGCACACCAGUCAGUUCACAAUGGGUAGUGGCUGUUGUUAUGAAUCCCUCGGUUUCGUUUGGUGUGGACUGUCAUUUUAAGAGAGAGAGAGAGAGAUUAAGAAGGCGAAUCAGUCUGACUUGCAGUUUGUUUACAUCGCUCGCAGCUUGUUUAGUUUUAAGCAAGGACACAGACACUCAGAGUCGGACGGAGACGAAGGAGGAAAAGUGGAAGGGUCGAAACAAGGGAACUAGUGGCCAAGGGUCACUGUUUAGAACUUUCCUAUGCCCGCAAGGGUGGGUUACUUAUCGAUUCAGUGUACAUCGACUGGUUGUCACCUCGUUUGAUCCAUAGGAGUGGAUCAGAUUUGGGGUAUCCUGUGAAGACCACUUAUGUGUUAACCCUUGCCUGGGUGUAAUGUGGUAACUCACUUGAAGACGAUACCCCUUGUGACAAGUCACUUUCGGUGAUAAUUCGUAUGUGGAUUUGGAACGACGAUGGAUAAAAUCUACAGUGACUGUUCUCUCAUUUUACCAUGGAACCUGUGGAAUUCGAUAAAAUUGCCUUCUCUCGACACUUACCCUGGAUUACAAAUAUCUCUCAUCACCUAUUCUGCAGAUGAACUGAACUUUCAUACUUUACCAUCUCAAGACUCUAAGCCUUGUUUCCCCCGAGCUCAAUAGUUUGGGAGUUAUAUUUACACACAUAUACACAAAACACUGUUAACUUUUGUUUAUCUUGCUUAAGUUACUAUAUUAUAAGUAGAUACUAAUAAAGAUAGUGGUUUUAACAUCAAAACCAGACUCCAGGUGUAGACUAUUGCUGCUGGUUCAUUUCUAAAGCGUUACAGUUCGUAACAAAAUUGGGGCCUGCAUCCGGGAUAUGAACAAAUUUGGCGGUGUAUUGAUUGAUUAAUUAUCAAUUUCAUUGGAGAAAUCCCUUUUGAUUUAUUUACGUGUGGAAAAUCAGCAGCAAUGGAUGUUGAUAGAUUUCUGGAAGCGCCAACCUCUGAGGCAUUAGAGGACGCCAGAAGAAUUGAGUUGUUGAGUAUUGCUAAAAGGUUAAAACUUGGUAAGGUGAAAUCGACAAUGAGGAGGGACAGAUGCAGAGGAUGAUAGCUGAACAUUAUGUAUCUGAGGGUGUGUUUAAAGUAGAGAAGUUGGAGGUGUUUCCUGAAAGUAAACCUAGUGAGCUUGAGCUCCCAUACAAGUUAGAAAAAUUAAAGAUGGAGGCUGCAAAAAGGCAGGGGCAGUUUGAGGCUUGAGAGGCAGAAGAACAGAAGGAGGAAGCAGAGAUAGAGGCUGUUAAAGCUGGAAAAGAAAGAGAGAUUGCAGCAAAGACAUCUACGUUAGACUCUGGUGAUAAAGUUUGAGGCCAGUUGGGAAGUUAAAUUGGUACCUCCAUUUGACAAGGCAGAGGGUGAUAAAUACUUUCAGCAUUUUGAGAAGUUUGCUCAGAGUUUAAAGUGGCCAAAAGAGUGUUGGUCUAUUCUCUUACAAAGUGUAAUUAAGGGGAAGGCUCAGCAAGCCCAUUCUGCUUUGACAGUUGAUGAAGAAGCUGAUAAUGACAUAGUGAAACAGGCUGUGCUCAAAGCUUACGAGUUGGUCCCAGAAGCAUACAGGCAAAAGUUUAGAAAUUUAAGGAAAUCUGUAAACCAGACUUAUAUGGAAUGAUUCUCUUGGGGCAUGAGAUGGAGUAAGUCGCAUUUUGGCUUUGCUCCAUUCAUUUUUCAGUCUUUUUACCACUCUUUUACUAUCUAUAGUAAAGUGUUUAUAACACUUUUAUAUGCUUGAGCUUGGAUUUUUAAUCGCUGGAAAUGAGUACCAGAGGGAAAAAGGCAUUAGCCGAAGGCAAGGAAGCCGGUAAUGAAAAUGGAAGGAGAGAAGGUGACUCUCAACAGCCUAAGUCUCAACUCACUUUGGAGGCUAUGUUGAAGCUUCUGGAUGAUAAAAUUGAUACAAGAUUUUCUAAUUUGGAAGUAUUGUUAAAGGAGAUCGAAAGUAGACUGGGAGCACUUAGGCGGGAGUGUGAAAAACAACCACGGCAAAUUUCCAAACUUGAUGAAGCUGGUAGACAGAGAGACCGCAAGCUAGAUUUGUUGGAAAAGAAAUUAACUUUGACCACUCAAACUCUGGAACAAUAUAAAGCUAAGAUUAUCGACCUGGAAAAUCAUAGUCGUAGACAGAAUUUGCGAAUAAUAGGACUCCUUGAAAACGUUGAGAGUGGUGACCGUGCUAAAUUUUUUUCUCAAUUUUUAAUGGACGUGUUUGGCUCUGAAGUUUUUCCUACUUCCCCUAUACUUGAUCGUGCCCACCGGGCUUUAAGAGCAAAACCCUUUAAAGAACUGAAACCUCGACCUUUUAUACUCCGAUUCCACUAUGUGCAUAGCAAGGAGCAUUUAAUUUGAAUUCCCCUUCAGAAAGGGGUUAUUGAACACAGAGACCUCAAGUUUUAUUUAGUCGAAGAUUACAGUCCUGAGGUAAUGUGAGAAAGAUUGCUUUUUAAACCGGUGAUGUCUGAGCACUAUCAAAGGUUCCAACCAGCUCUGCUAUUUCCAGCUUGUCUAAGGGUUGUUCUGCCUGAUAAAUUAUGUAGAUGGUUUAAAUCCGUGGAUGAAGCUCAUCAAUUCCUUGAGGAUCAAUGUUCAAUCUCAGAUGUCUAAUAAAUUUACUGUUUUUUCAUGUCUGUAUUCAUUUGGUUUAUAAGUUAAUAACAAGUUCAUAGGUUUGGACUUUUAAAGUUUGAAGAAUUUUGCCCUUCGUUUGAUAAUGCUUGUAAUUUGUUUUGGAAUAUGGAUAUUUAUCAUGCAUUUAUGUUAAAGUUCCUUUUCUUCUCCAUUAUUAUUUUAUUUUAUUAUUUUCAAUUGUUUGUUUUUAAAAAUAAUUAAGAAUCUGAUUUGGUGAUUGAUUGUUUUCUUGAAAUACUAAUAAGAUUGUAUUCUGUUUCACUUUACAAGAUCUUGCCUUUCAAAAUGUUUUGCAAAUGGCGUUUUUUUAAUAUUUGUUUGGUGUUUUUUUAUGGCAUUCUUUUCCCAAUGUUUUGACUGUGGAUGGUGUUUUCCAUUCUUUUCAAUUUUGGAGACUUGCCUUCAAGAGAGAUGGGGGUAGGGAAUUGUCUAGAUAACUUUCUGGCUGUCUAUUGGCCCGUUUUUGGGCUUUUGUGGGAGGGGAGUGGGGCUAUUUUUAGCUUAGUUUUUUACAUCUGGGCUGAUCUGAAACUACAAAUAUGUCUGAAUUGCCGUGACUUCCAGUUCCUCUUUAAACCUUUUUCCCUCUUCCUGAUUCAUGAGUUUCCUAUGUAGUAAGGUUAAUCCUUUACAUACCAUAUAGUUUAUUCAAGUACAAUGGAUAAUAUUAUUAACUUUUCAUGGAAUACGAAUGGUUUGAAUCAUCCAAUUAAACGGAAGAAGAUCUUUAAAGUUUUUCAUAGAUUGAAUGCUCAGAUUAUCUUUCCCAGGAAACUAAUAUAAGGAAGGAGGAUAAUCAGCGUUUUACUUUAGGUUUUGGAAAAAACAAAAAUUUCACUCCAAUUCACGGGCUAAGGUGAAAGAAGUCUCUAUUUUUAUAGAUUCCUCGAUUUUAUUUGUUCACUAUGAAACAAUUUCAGACCCAAAUGGUAGAUUUCUGUUAACUACUGGUUUACUUUAUAACCAAAAAGUUGCUAUUGUUAAUAUCUAUGCACCAAAUACCGAUUAUCCUUAAUUGUUCAAGCAUUUAUUUGUAUCUCUUCCUCAUGUAAGGGGUUUCUUCUUUUAUGUUACUGCUAAGGCUAAUAAAAUGGCUUCUUUGUUAUGUUAACUACUGAGAAAGUGCUUCUCUCUCGUAGCUUGUUUGGGUUAUAAUUACUGAUAAGAGAAUUGUAUUCAUUUGCUAACCAAUUGGGAUAGAUGCUAUCCUUGUGUGUCUGUAAGCUAUUGUUUUUGCGGACUUUGAGGCAGAAGGCGGAUGGGGACAGAGAGAGGAGAUGCGAUGCUGUAAGCUGAGUGAUGGGACGGACCCCAAGUGGGAGUCCGAGGCCCAGGGUUUUUGGGAGGAGAACCGAAGAGGAAGGACGCGGUGGUCGCGCUCUGGUCGACCACCGUGGUUGGUCCCAGCGGCGAGUCAAGGGGGUCAGAGGAGAUCGCAUGGUGGAAAGAGGACCCCGUUAAUUGAGCUCUAACGGUUGUGCACAAAGUGGUUGAACUCUGAUAAGUUUGGCACCUUUUACUUCUUUCUUUUAUAUUGUAUCUAUUAAUUACAUAGUUCCAGUAAGGUUUAUAAAGUGUAACCUUUUAAUCGCAUAUGGUGUACUGUCUGUUAUUUGGCAUGGUAGGGUAUAUCACACAGCAUCUACACAAACUAAUUACCCAGUUUGGCGGGGCCGAAGGCUGCUUCCCCUAGAGGAAAGCGAGCUGAGCGAGCCUGAGGCUUACCGGGGGCUACACUAAUUUAAAUGAAUAUAGGUUGAUAAUGGGUGGAGAUUUUAACUGUUGCCUGAAUCCCUCGAUGAACAGGUCUGCGCCCAGUCAGGUACUUCCAAACAAAUCCGCUAUUUUUAUUAAUUCCUUUUGAGUUGACUCCGGAAUUUUAAAAGUUUGGAGGUUUUUACUUCCUAACGAUAAAGAGUUCUCAUUCUUUUCUCAUGUAUAUCAUAAUUAUUCUAGAAUUGAUUACUUUUUUAUUUUUCUCGAUUAAUUUCUUCUGUUACAGCCUGUCAGUAUGAUGCAAUUGCCAUCUCUGAUCAUGCGCCCCUGAAACUAUCAAUCAAAUUAACUGAUGUAACUUUCAGUGCUAGACAAUAGCGGUUCAAUUCUGCUCUGCUUCAGGACUUAAAUUUUGUUCACUUUAUUAAAGAACAGAUUGCCUUUUUCUUCUCAACUAAUUUUACGGAAGAAAUUUCCAGUGGGAUAUUAUGGGACACUUUUAAAGUAUAUAUCCGUGGGCAAAUUAUUUCAUAUUCUGCUGGAUUGAAAAAACGAAUUAAUAAUGAAAUACUGUACACACAUUGGUUGAUAAGAUUGAAGAAAUUGAUAAAAAUAUAUUCUGCUGCUCCUAAUUUGGAGCUUUACAAAAAGAGAGUUGAACUUCAGAUGCAACACAGUUUGUUAUUAACAUCCCCAAUUGAAAAUCAAUUACUUAAAACUAAGAGUCAAUUUUAUAUACAUGGUGAUAAAUCAGGUAAAUUACUGGCCAACCAAUUGAAAGCUGCUUUGGCUAACUGUCAGAGUUUACAAAGUUUGUAAACGGGUUGGUACUUUGAUGGUUGAUCACGAUGAAAUUAAUAAAUCUUAAAGAGUUCUACACCUCUUUAUACCAAUCACAAUUUCCCGAUGAUUCUACCUGAAUUCUACCUGCAUGAAGUUUUAAGAAAAUUGAUUAUUCCGAAAUUACCACUUAAUGUUUAACAUUAGAUGCACCCAUUACGGAAGAAGAAAUAAAGAAAGCAAUUUCCUUGAUGAAUUCUGGUAAAGCAGCCAGCCUGGAUGGGUAUACAGUAGAAUUUAUAAAACCUUUUGCAAGUCUACUUUCUCCUUGGUUAUGUAGAAUUUUUAAGGAUGCCUUAUCUGUAGGUAAAUUGCUAAAAUCUUUUUAUGAAGCAUCUGUUUCUUUAAUUCCUAAAAGAGAUAAAGACCCCUGUGAAUGUGCAUCAUAUAGACCUCUAUUCUUGUUAAAUGUGGACUCCAAAAUUUUCUCCAAAAUAUUAGCAAUUAGAUUGGAAAACGUAUUGCCACAAAUUGCCUCUGUCGACCAGACAGGAUUUAUUAAAAAUCGUUAUUCGUAUUUUAAUGUUAGGAGGUUGAUGAACAUUGUAUAUACUUCUUCAUCUAAAACUCCAGAAUGUGUUAUUUCGCUUGAUGCCGAGAAGGCAUUUGAUAGAGUUGAAUGAGAAUAUUUAUUUAACACCUUGAGAAAUUUAAUUUUAGCCCAAAAUUCAUAUCUUGGAGUAAAUUGAUAUAUCAUACACCUUUGGCUUCUGUACUUACUAAUAAUUAGAGAUUCCCCCUUUUUUAGGCUUUUUCAAAGUACUAGACAGGGCUGUCCUUUAAGCCCUUUACUAUUUGAUAAUGCCUUGGAGCCCUUGGCAAUUGCUGUUCGUGAUUCACCCAAUAUAUUUGGCAUUAUUCGUGGGAAUGAGACUCAUAAGGUAUCAUUAUAUGCAGAUGAUCUGUUACUAUAUAUCUCUAAUCCAGAGAAAUCCCUCCCUGCAGUAAUAUUACUACUUGCUCAGUUUAGUAGUUUUUCUGGUUAUAAAUUGAAUCUUAAUAAGAGUGAGCUUCUUCCAUUAAAUAUGCAAGUUCCAGUCUAUAGACAAUCACCAUUUAGACUGGUUACUGAUUAUUUUACUUAUUUGGGUGUUAAAAUUACUAAGAAGCAUAAGAAUCUAUUUAAAGUUAACUUUUUACCCUUAAAUGAUUAUGUUAAACAACUGUUUACUAAAUAGUCCCCUUGUCCCUAUUAUUGUUUGGUCAAAUCAAUGCUAUUAAGAUGAUUAUUUUACCUAAAUUUCUCUGUCUACUUCAGACGGUACCAAUCUUCAUCUCUAAAUCUUUUUCUGAUAUUAUAUAUUCUAAAAUGUAUUCAUAUAUAUGGCAGAAUAGAAAUCCUAGAUUAAGUAAGAAAUAUUUACAGAAAUCAAAAAUCCGGUCCGGCAUUGUUGAACUUUAGAUUCUAUUAUUGGGCAAUUAAUAUUCGAUAUCUAGCGUUCUGGACACAAGAUUUGGAUGAAAUUCAAUGUCCACAAUAGGUGAACCUCGAGUGUGAGUCUGUACAGGGGUUCUCGUUGGCUUCUAUUUUAGGGGCUUCGCUUCCCUUUGCACUUACUAAACUGAAUAAACAAAAUGAUUAAUCCAAUAAUUAAACAUACAAUACAAAUAUGGUUUCAAUUUUGUAAAUUUUUUGGAUUGAAUAAAUUUAUCCUAUCAAGUCCUAUUAUAUCCAUUUUUUUCUUCCAACCAUCCAGAACUGAGCAAGAUUUUCUUUUAUGGAAAAUGAAGGGAAUAAUAUGUUUUCAUGAUUUAUUCAUGGUUAAUUGUCUUAUGUCCUUUGAACAGUUGUCUAAUAAAUAUAAUUUGCCUAGAUCACAUUUUUUCAGAUAUUUACAGAUUAGAAAAUUUUUGAAGGUUAUUUUACCUACUUUACUGAUAUCACAUCAAACUGAAAUUACAGAAAAUAUUUUAGGUUUAAAACCAUAUCAGAAGAGUCUAAUAACAAUUGUUUAUGAUUUAAUUACAAAAAUACGUUUAGGUAUGUCUGAUAAAAUUAAGAAUGAAUGAGAAAGAGUACUUCAGGUAUCUUUACCCAUAGAGAAAUGGGAGAAAAUUCUCCCAACUAGUUAACAUUUCUUCAAUGUGUGCUAGACACGGGCUUUGAUACAAUUUAAGGUGGUUCAUAGGGCCCAUAUGUCUAAGGAUAAGUUAGCUCGUUUUUAUGGUCAUAUAAAUCCUGUCUGUCACAAAUGUAAUUCUGAGAUAGCUUCCUCGACACAUAUGUUCUGGUCUCGCCCUCUCUUGGAAAAAUAUUGGAAAGACAUUUUUGAGAUUAUUUCAGUAGUUUUGCGUAUUGAUUUACAACCUCAUCCUAUUACUUUAGUUUUUGGACUACCAAUGAUAGACUUCAGUCAUUUAUCCCCUUCAGCUUGUCGUUUGAUUGCAUUUGUUACAUUAAUAGCCAGAAGAUCCAAUUUAUUUAAAUGGAAAGAGUCUAAUCCCUCUACUACAUUUCAAUGGUUUUCCCAAACUAUAACAUGUUUAAACUUGGAAAAAAAUUAGGAGUGGUACCACUGAUCCUUUGGUUAAAUUUGAAGAAACUUGGAGGCCAUUUAUUCAACAUCUUCAUAUGACGUAAGCUGACCUUUUCCAAAUCAUUUUUAAUAACUUUUUGUUUGUGUAUAGAGGAGUGGAGUUAAUGACAAAUAAUGAUCUUAAGUGAUGAAGUAUGGCAGCCCAGUCUUUGUUAUGUUUUGUUUUUUUUAGUGUAGGGGGUAAAAACUUUUUUUGAAUCUUUUUCAUGUUCAGUUAUUAAGAGAUUGGGAGGUUUAAAUUAAAUAUGUUACUUGGGAGCCUGUGUCUGUAUACAUUAACCAUUAGUAAUGUAAUCCUGAUCUUUUGGUAUCAUUAUCAUUGUUAUGUUUAUCAAUUUGA